Messenger RNA from Thlaspi arvense, 6368 nucleotides. Lineage: Eukaryota; Viridiplantae; Streptophyta; Magnoliopsida; Brassicales; Brassicaceae. The record is from the annotation of a GenBank genome assembly.
UCAUGACUCACAACUACUCGUCGGCCCAUUCCUCCACCACUUGUCAGUCACUGUCUUUUUCCUGUUGUUGUCUGAAAACAUUUUAACUUUUCCAGAACAAAAAAAAAAAGGAUUUUGCAAUCAAAAGCAAGAUAGAGAUAGAAAAGGGCACUUCUCGCAUGGCGUCUCUAGAUUCUCAUGUGCUUAUGAAGCUCGUGAGCUUCUAUUUAUCUACUCUUCUAGUCAGCACUCUCGUGAGCUCGGAAACUACAUGCCGCGGUUUCGGGUCGAUCAUCAGUUUCGGCGAUUCGAUUGCCGACACCGGAAACUUGAUCGGUCUCUCUGCUCCUGGCGAAUUUCCUUUAUCCGCGUUUCCGCCUUACGGUGAAACCUUCUUCCACUACCCAACCGGUCGUUUCUCCGAUGGCCGCCUCGUUAUCGACUUCAUAGCUGAAUUCUUAGGGUUCCCACAUGUGCCUCCUUUUUAUGGAUCUAACAAUGGAAACUUUGAGAAAGGGGUUAACUUCGCUGUGGGUGGAGCAACGGCACUGGAAAGUUCCUUUCUUGAGAAGAGAGGGAUCCAUUGUCCUCGUGGCAACAUCAGUUUAAGAGUUCAGCUUGAGAGCUUCAAGGAGAGUUUACCAAACCUAUGUGGCUCGCCAUCAGAUUGUAGAGAUAUGACCGGAAAUGCUUUGAUUCUCAUGGGAGAGAUUGGAGGGAAUGAUUUCAAUUAUCCGUUCUUCCAUCACAACUCCUUUGAAGAGAUCAAAGAGCUCGUUCCGUUUGUGAUCACUACUAUUUCUUCAGCAAUCACGGAGCUGGUCGAUAUGGGAGGAAGAACAUUCCUAGUCCCUGGAAACUUCCCGCUCGGAUGCUCUGUGAUCUAUUUGACAUUAUACCAAACACCAAACAAGGAAGAGUACGAUCCUUCAACAGGAUGCUUAACAUGGCUUAACGAGUUUGCAGAAUACUACAACGACCAGCUUCAGACAGAACUCAACAGACUCAGGAAGCUUUACCCUCACGUCAACAUCAUAUACGCAGACUACUACAACGCUCUGUUUCGCCUUAUCAAAGAACCAACCAAAUUCGGGCUCAUGAACAACCCCUUCCCCGUUUGUUGCGGUCUAGGAGGACCGUACAACUUCAGCGUUGGUGUAAGUUGUGGGAACAAAGGAGUUGGGUGUUGUGAUGAUCCUUCAAAGUAUUUGAAUUGGGACGGUAUUCAUAUGACUGAAGCUGCGUACAGAUUGGUUGCUGAGGGCUUACUCAAAGGACCCUAUGCGAUUCCUCCUUUCGAUUGGUCUUGUCUCAGCUCUGAGGUUAAGAACAAGGAGUCAUUAGACACACAAUAUUCUUUGAUGAACAUGUGAUACAAAAGCUUUGUCUCAAAACUUUUGAGAGAUAAAAGAUAUAAAGAAAAACAUAUAUGUAUUAUUGUAUUGUAUCCUAUAUUGUAUUGUAUAAUUUGUAUCGUCUUUGUCUGCAAGAAAGUUGUCUCAAAGCCCGUAACCACUCCCAUCUUUUUGUUGUCUCAUCCAAUAAUUGCUUUUUUUAUUUAUCUAUUUUUAUGGUGGAAAAUAAAAUUGCAAAUAAAUGAUAAAGAGGAAAUGAAUUUUAAACUUGAAAGGGACGACGACGGAGAGUAGUGACCUCGGAGAGACUCGCAUGGCGUGUUCAGAUUCUCCUCCGUUGAUGAAGCUCCUGAUCUUCUUUGUACUCACUCUCUUAGUCACUUCCGUGAACUCGGAAACGCAGUGCCGGAAGUUCAAAUCGAUCAUCAGCUUCGGCGAUUCGCUUGCCGACACCGGGAACUUGCUCGGCCUCUCUGAUCCUAACAAUCCACCUCACGUCGGGUUUCCUCCGUACGGAGAGACCUUCUUCCACCAUCCCACCGGUCGUUUCUCUAACGGCCGUCUCGUCAUCGAUUUCAUUGCUGAAUUCUUGGGUUUGCCGCUUGUGCCUCCUUUCUAUGGAUCUCAAAAUGCAAACUUUGAGAAGGGAGUUAAUUUCGCGGUCGGUGGAGCAACGGCACUGGACCGUUCCUUUCUUGAGGAGAGAGGGAUCCAUUUUGAUUACACCAACGUUAGUUUAAGCGUUCAGCUUAGGAGCUUCAAGGAUAUUUUGCCCAGCUUAUGUGGCUCUCCUUCAGGCGUGAAAAGAUAACAACUUUUUUUUGUUUCCUGUUUUUUGGUGUUUCCUGUUUUAUAUGAUUAGAAGAACAUCAGAUCUUUAUUUCUUAUUCUUCAACCAUAUCCCAUUAGAGUUGCUGAGUAAGUAUUUCAGCUCCCCUCAAAAUUAGCCACAUAGGACAGGUUUUGAAGGCCAUUACUGAGUCACUUUAGAUUUGUCCUUUUAAAGGUUCUAGCAGCAGACCUCAUACUCAGCUUUGUGUUAAAAGCAGAGUGUCAUCACACAAAAAAGGCUCGUUCUGUUUUGGGUUAUGCUUAGAGAUCUUACCAGUUUCUGUUAAACUGCAAUGGAUCGGUUUCACUUGGAAAAUAAUGGCUUUACAAUUCUUGUUUUAGACUGCAGAGAUAUGAUCGAGAAUGCAUUGAUACUAAUGGGAGAAAUUGGAGGUAAUGACUAUAAUUACGCAUUCUUCGUGGGCAAACCCGUCCAAGAGAUCAAAGAGCUGGUUCCACUGGUUAUCAGUACUGUUUCUUCUGCAAUCACGGAGUUGAUCGAUAUGGGGGGAAGAACAUUUCUGGUGCCUGGAGAUUUCCCACUCGGUUGCUCAGUGUCGUAUUUGACACAAUAUCAAACAUCAAACAUGGAAGAAUACGAUCCUGUAACAGGAUGUUUGAAAUGGCUGAACAAGUUUGGAGAAUACUACAACGAGCAGCUUCAGGAAGAACUCAGCAGACUCAGGAAGCUUUACCCUCAUGUCAACAUCAUAUACGCCGACUACUACAACGCUCAGUUGCGACUUUUCCAAGAACCAGCCAAAUUCGGGUUUAUGAACAGGCCCCUGCCGGCUUGUUGCGGUGUAGGAGGAUCGUACCACUUCACGCUUGGUAAGAAAUGUGGCUUUGAAGGAGUUGAGUUUUGUAAUGAUCCUUCAAAGUACGUGAACUGGGAUGGUGUUCAUCAGACUGAGGCUGCGUAUAGUUUGCUAGCUGAGGGUUUACUUAAGGGACCCUAUGCGAUUCCACCUUUCGAUUGGUCUUGCCUCAGCUCUGAAAUUAAGAACAAUGGAUCAUCUGAGUCAGAGUAACUGAUGUCAGUUGGUCUGAAAUGAGACUGACCGAUCAAUACAUGUAUGUUCUUGAGUUCUUGUCAUGGAUCAUGUAUAUUGUAUUAUGUUCUUCAACUGAUUUUAUUGGUUUCAUUUGAUGUUUCUGCUCAUGAGACUAUAACAAUGAUCAACACAAUUGAAAAAAAAAAAAAAAACGAUUUGUGAAAGGGUUUGUUGGAUAUGAAACGAAAAUGGAAGUUUUUUUAAAACAAAAUCAAAAUUAGCAAUGGUGAGGGUCAGUGUCUGUGUCAGUUAAUUACACGACGACAGGCUCUUGUCCUCAAUUUUCAAAUCCCCCAACAAUGGCCAUUGCUGAAUCAUACAUUGCUCUGCUCUUCUUUACAGUCGUCUUCCCAUGGCUUCUCCGAUUCAUCAUCUGUUCAAGAAACUCAAAACCUUCUUUCUAUUUACUUCGCUAACAACAGCCCUAAUAAGCUCAGAACAACAGUGCCGGAACUUCGAAUCGAUUAUCAGCUUCGGCGAUUCGAUAACCGACACCGGGAACUUGCUCCGUCUCUCCGACCCUAACGACCUUCCUCUUGCCGCAUUUCCGCCGUACGGAGAAACCUUCUUCCACAUCCCCACCGGUCGUUUCUCCGAUGGCCGCCUCAUCAUCGACUUCAUCGCUGAAUCUUUGGGGCUUCCUUAUGUGCCUCCAUACUAUCGAUCUCAAAAUGGAACCUUUGAGAAAGGAGUUAACUUCGCUGUAGCCGGAGCAACGGCACUGGAACGUGUCGUUCUUGAAAGCAGAGGAAUCCAUUAUGCUCACACCAACGUUAGUCUAGGAGUUCAGCUUCAGAGCUUCAAGACAAGUUUACCAAAUCUUUGUGGUUCACCUGCAGAUUGCAAAGAAAUGAUUGGAAAAGCUUUGAUUAUCGUUGGAGAGAUCGGAGGGAAUGAUUACAACUACGGGUUCUUGGUUGGGAAAAGCAUCGAGGAGAUAAAAGAGCUGGUUCCGCUAGUGAUCAGUACCAUCUCUUCUGUAAUUACGGAGUUGGUCAGUAUGGGAGGCAGAACGAUCAUGGUGCCUUCAGACCUCCCGAUCGGAUGCUGGACAUCGUUUUUAACUCAGUUUCAAACAUGGAACAAAGAAGAAUACGAUCCUUCAACAGGAUGUUUGAAUUGGCUGAACGAGUUUGCAGAACAUCACAACGAGGAGCUUCAGGCAGAACUCAGCAGACUCCAGAGACUUUACCCUCACGUCACAAUCCUAUACGCUGAUUACUACAACGCCUUGUUACAUAUCUUCCAAGAACCGGCCAAAUUCGGGUUCAUGGACAGACCCUUGUCCGCUUGCUGUGGAUCAGGAGGUCCGUACAACUACAACAGUGUUAGCCUGUGCGGGGCUAAAGGAGUGGAUUGUUGUAUUGAUCCUUCAAAGUAUGUGCAUUGGGACGGUUUACAUUUAACCGAGUCUGCUUAUCGAUGGAUCGCCACGGGAUUACUCCAAGGACCCUACACGGUUCCUGGUUUCGAUUGGUCCUGCCUCGGCUUUGGAAUCAAGAACAGAUCAUCAUCAGGCGCUUCUUUCUCUACGAGGACGACGAUUUCGCGCACCUUGUCUCCCUCCAUGACGAGCUUCUUCGGUUGAUUCCAGUUUUUCGAAACCCUAAUUUAGCGUUUUCCCUGGGAAGCCGUAACAAGCUCCAUUAGAGAAUCUCGCGAAAAGAUUUUCGCUAUUGCAAAAACUCGAAACCUAACGAAUCUCAAUUAAAUCUCUCAUACUCUGCGAAUUUCACAGACUGAUUCUCUCGUCGAGAAAUAUGGAGAGCGAGAGCAGUGAAGAGAUCGCUACCUCAGGAUUUGGAUACUCACUUGUCUCUCGAAUCUCCUUCAUCUUCUCAGCAAUUCGAUGUCUCAACUGAUACUCUCAAGAUUUAUACAGAGGAGGAACUUGCAGAUAUGGCUAUGAAGGAAGCCUUUCAGGAAGAUAACCUUUCUCAAAUCGAGCUCGAACAAUCUCUGGCCGUUUCUCAUCCUGAAAAUCAAUCAGAUGGGAACGAAAGAAUGGCGAAAAGGAGGAGGACCGUGAAGAAGACUUCUGAGGCGAAAAGUACAGUAAAGAAGGCUGUGGUGAAGAAGACAGUAAAGAAGACUGAGGAUGCUUUCAUUGCCAAAUUAGAGCAGAUUGUUAAACUCAAACAAAAGCAGGAGGAUAAAUCAGAUGUGAGGCUACACUGCUUCAGCGAAACUUGUGACAAUGGUGAAGAUGUAAGUACACCUCCAGAACGUUUCGAGAAGAUGCAGUCUCUCAAGUCCAUUGAUAACUAUACGCUGGUGAAGCCAUCAGACAUCCAGGGACCGGUAGAUAUGCUACAUCCUGAAGUGAUUCUGUGUAUUGAGGUUUAUAACAGUCGCAAAUUAAAGACCCAAGAAUUUUUGGUACUAGGAAGUCAAAUGUUGACGGUCCUAAAGGACAAGAUACACUGUCUUACAGACCAGGUGAUGGAAAAGUCUGGAAAGUAUGAUCCCUCUGGAUACUUCCUCAUUGAAGAUAUCUUUUACAACGAUUUAAGGAGUCCCUCGGCGAUGGAUUACAGCAAACCUGUAUUAAAUUGGCUAUGGAACUCAAAAGAUGAAGCUCGUAAAAGAUGGGAAGGCAUUAUAACCGGAGAAUCAAGGCAAAAGCAGAAAGCGGUGGUUCUAGGUGAAGCGAAAGCAAUGGCUUUACCUCGUUUUGGAUCUGCAGACAUGCAUAGUACACGCUUCAAUGAUUUAAGAUUCAGAGUCGGAGCUAGUUAUCGUUAUUGUCAUCAGGGAGACUGCAACCACAUGAUAGUGAUACGAGACAUGAGGCUGAGUCAUCCAGAGGAUGUUCAGAACAGAGCGGCUUACCCGAGACUCAUGUUUCAAUUGAAAGUGAGGGUUCAGAAAUGCAACAUCUGCAAGAUAUAUAGAGCUACAAAGGUUACGAUGGAUGACAAGUGGGCUAAAGAGAAUCAUUGCUAUUUCUGUGAUGCUUGUUUUGCACUUAUACACUUGGAGUCUUCCUCUCUUAAAUUUGACUUGCCUGUUUUUGAUUAUGUGUAUGAGUAAAAUAGCUUCUUCUUGUUGAGAAAGACGCAUGAAGAAGACAUGUUGGCAAAGUUUAUAAUAGCAAUUUUGAUGCGAGUUUUUUUGACGGAAGAAGCCUGACCAAACCAAAUUGAAG